GCUGAUUUGCUGAGGGCCUGAGGGGACCGCACCUGCCGACCCAGAUCGACUCGAGCUUCAUCGGGGGAGCCAGGGGCUGUGCGAUCGAAGGCCUGGUGACUGCAUACGAUGGUGCUCAACGUACGUCAGCGCCAAGCAGACGCCGUGGUGCGCAUGCUGCACUUCAACGCGCCGCCCGCCGCCGUCAAGCCGUCUGCGGCGGGCGACGAGGACGUGUACAAGGUGCUGGUGCUGGACCGCUGGACCAAGGACAUCCUGGCGCCGCUGCUGCACGUCAACGAGCUGCGCAAGCACGGCGUCACGCUGCACCUCAUGCUGGACACCGAGCGGCAGCCCAUCCCCGACGUCCCCGCCGUCUACUUUGUGCAGCCCAGCGAGGCCUCGGUGGCUCGCAUCGUGGAGGACGUGCAGCGCGGGCUGUACGACGCCUUCCACCUCAACUUCUCCACCCACAUACCGCGCCCGCUCAUGGAGAAGCUGGCGGCGGGGGUGGUGGCAGGCAACGCCGCCGCCCGCGUGGCGCGCGUGUACGACCAGCACAACCGCUUCCUCACCCUCGAGCCCUCCCUCUUCACCCUGGGCCUGCCAGACACCUACCUGCAGCUCAACGACCCCGCCGCGCAGGACAGCCAGAUCGAGGCGGCGGUGUCUGCGGUGGUGGACGGCCUGUUCUGCGUGCUGGCCACGCUGGGCGUGGUGCCCAUCAUGCGCUGCCCCAAGGGAGGCGCCGCCGAGCACGUGGCGGCGGCCCUGGACGCCAAGCUGCGAGACGCGCUGGCGGGGCGCACCUCGCUCUUCUCCGAGGCCGGCGCGGGGCUGGCCGCCUCGCUGCACCGCCCGCUGCUCUGCCUGUUCGACCGCAACUUUGAGCUGAGCGUGGUGCUGCAGCACGCGUGGACGUACAAGCCGCUGGUCCACGACGUGCUGUCCAUGCAUCUCAACCGCGUGACGCUGCACGACGCGCCCGCGCCUGGGCAGCCCGGCAGCGGCAAGAAGAACUACGAGGUGGACGACGCCGACUUCUUCUGGAGCGGUCACGGCAAGGAGCAGUUCCCAAUGAUUGCGGAGCAGGUGGAGGCGGAGCUGAGCAAGUACAAGCAGGCGAUCGAGGAGCUGAACCGCAAGACUGGCAGCCACAUCGACCCGCUGGCGGACCCAAACGACAUCAUGAAGAACAACACCCGCAGCCUCAUGUCGGCGGUCAGCAGCCUGCCGGAGCUGACGGAGAGGAAGCGCGUGAUCGACAAGCACACCAACCUGGCCACCGCGCUGCUGGGCGCCAUCAAGUCGCGCCAGCUGGACGCCUUCUAUGCUCUGGAGGAGGAAUGCAUCGCUGGCAAGGCUGACGUGGCGGCGGUGGCGCGCCAGAUGGGCAGCCCCGCAGGCACCCCCACCGACAAGCUGCGCCUGGCGCUGGUGUGGCUGCUGACGUGCGAGGCGGUCCCCACCGAGGCCGAGUGCCAGCAGGUGGAGGGCCUGCUGGCUGGGUGCGGCGCCGACAUGGCGGCCUGGUCCUACGUCAAGCGCAUGCGCCGCCUCAACCUCACCGGCAAGCAGCAGCCCGGCAGCGCCUCUGUGGCCGACGGCCUGUCCGGCUUUGGCGGCGCGGCGCAGAGCCAGCUGACCAACCUGCUGGGCACCACCUUUGGCCAGGGGCUCAGCUCGCUGACCAAGGGCGUCAAGAACUUGCUAGCGGGGGAGCAGCAGGCUGCCGUGACUGUGGCUGUGGAGGCGCUGAUGGAUGGCAAGCCCAACCCAGACACAGACGCCUACGCCACCUUUGACCCCAAGCUGCCUGCGGGUCGUGCGCAGCGCCCCGCGGGCCCCUUUAAGGAGGCGCUGGUGUUCAUGGUGGGGGGUGGCAACUACCUGGAGUAUGAGAGCCUGAGCUGCUGGGCCAGCCGCUCGCAGCCUGCGGCCAAGCACAUUGUGUACGGGGCCACAGACUUGAUGGCUGGGGAGGCCUUCCUGGGCACGCUGUCCACGCUGGGAUACAAGAGCGGCGCGGCGCCCGCGCCGCAGUAGCGCCGCAGGAGCUCCUCCCUGACCUGCUCACCCCGCCGCCUGGCUGGCCUCUUUCGCUCGCUCGCCUCCCUUGCUCCUCGCUGCCCUUGCCCUUGCCUGCUCCGCUGACCUCUGAUCUCCCGUUGACAACUGAUUAUCCCUCUCACACAGCACACGCAACCGCACUUGGAUCCUGUGACACCGGCACCCUCCUGCCCCCUCUC
This is a messenger RNA of Chlorella variabilis, 2228 nucleotides long. RefSeq lists its product as hypothetical. Gene Ontology annotation, molecular function: syntaxin binding. The transcript is spliced from 11 exons. Bases 109 to 2025 code for a protein of 638 amino acids. NCBI's taxonomy places the organism in Eukaryota, Viridiplantae, Chlorophyta, Trebouxiophyceae, Chlorellales, Chlorellaceae. The record is from RefSeq and is a predicted model, not a curated record. Gene Ontology annotation, biological process: endoplasmic reticulum to Golgi vesicle-mediated transport; intracellular protein transport. Gene Ontology annotation, cellular component: cytosol; Golgi membrane.